CUCCGCCAGAGUCCAGCUCCGGGGUUUCCAACAGAGAGGCGCAGGAGCUGAGGGCUCCCUCACCACGGAGCUCCGCAACAAGUGCUCCGAGGGGAAACAGAACUGCGAACAUCUGAAACCGGACAAACACGGCAGGCAGGCAGGCGGGCAGCCCCGGUGGAUGAGCGCUCAGAGAUGCAAGCCGCGCUGUUAAUGCUCCUCUGCGGCCUGGCUGCCACAGUUGGCCAGGAACCAGACCAAGCCCACGGCUGUGCCCAUGGCAGCUGUUAUCCAGCAACUGGGGACUUGUUGGUUGGAAGGGAAAAAAACUUGAAGGCCUCGUCCACUUGUGGCAUGAGAAAGAAGGAGCGGUAUUGCAUCGUCAGUCACCUGCAGGAUGAGAAGAAAUGUUUUGAGUGUGACUCCAGACGACCAUACGACCCAGUCUACAACACCAUUAAUCACCGGAUAGAGAAUGUUAUCACCACCUUCAAACCACAUCGGAAAAAGUCCUGGUGGCAGUCAGAGAACGGAAAGUCAAAUGUUUUUAUUGAGUUGGAUCUUGAGGCAGAGUUUCAUUUUACUCAUCUGAUUAUGACAUUUAAGACUUUUCGCCCUGCUGCCAUGCUUAUUGAGCGAUCAGCAGAUUUUGGUCGAACCUGGCAGAUCUAUCGCUACUUUGCUCAUGACUGUGCUGUUUCCUUCCCUGGAGUCUCUACGGGUCUUCUGCAAAAUAUCAACGAUGUGAUCUGUGAGUCACGUUACUCUGACCUGGAGCCGUCGACAGAGGGCGAGGUCAUCUACAGAGUGUUGGAUCCAGCUAUCAAGAUUGAGGAUCCAUACAGCCCCAACAUUCAGGACCAACUGAAGAUCACUAACUUAAGACUGAACUUCACCAAACUUCACACACUUGGAGACACYCUGGUGGACAACAGAGCUGAAAUUAAAGAGAAAUACUACUACGCCAUAUACGAACUUGUUGUACGUGGAAACUGCUUUUGCUAUGGCCACGCCUCUGAGUGUGCACCCAUUGAAGGCAUCAGGGACGACAUAGAAGGAAUGGUUCAUGGCAGAUGUGUGUGUAACCAUAACACAAAAGGUUUGAACUGUGAGCAAUGCGGUGAUUUCUACAAUGACCAGCCUUGGAGACCAGCUGAGGGCCGCAACACACACGCUUGCAAGAAGUGUGACUGCAGCGACCAUUCAGAUAAGUGUCACUUUGACAUGGCGGUCUAUUUGGCCACUGGAAACACGAGUGGAGGGGUGUGUGAUGACUGCCAGCACAACACAAUGGGCCGAAAUUGUGAGAUCUGCAAACCGUUCUUCUACAAAGAUCCCACAAGGCACAUAAGAGACCCCCGUGUUUGCAUAGCUUGUGAUUGUGACCCAGAUGGCUCAGAGAAUGGAGGACUGUGUGACAGCCACACUGACCCGUCGCUCGGCAUGGUGGGAGGCCAGUGCCGUUGUAAGCCUAACGUAGUAGGGCCACGCUGCGACAAGUGCAAGACCGGCUUCUUUGGCCUGAGCRCCAACAACCCUGUGGGAUGCCAACCCUGUCGAUGCGACUCCAGAGGAACCGUGUUGGGCAGCUCCAUGUGUGACCCAUUCAGUGGAGACUGCAUCUGCAAGCGACUUGUCAUCGGACGCUUCUGUGACCAGUGUCUAUCCGAACACUGGGGGCUGAGCCACGACCUGAACGGAUGCAGAGGUUGUGAAUGUGAUAUUGGAGGGGCGCUCGACAACCAAUGCUCCAUGGAUAGUGGUCAGUGUCGCUGCCGCAGUCACAUAAUGGGACGUGAUUGCACGCAGGUGGAGUCUGGAUAUUUUUUUAUGGCUCUGGAUCACUUCGYUUAUGAAGCUGAAUUUGCUCAAAUGGGGCAGGGUUGCACCUUAGAGACCAGGGAACAUCAGCCCGGUCGACCCGCUCAGUGGACAGAUAUCGGCUUCGCUCAGGUCCCUCAAGGCGGCACUUUGGAGUUUCUGAUAAAUAACAUACCUUACUCUAUGGAAUACGAUUUAGUCAUCCGCUACGAAUCCCAGAUGCCCCGGGACUGGGAGGAGGUGCAGAUAAYCGUGAUCCGUCCARGUUCCAUUCCCACCAGCAGCCCUUGUGGGAACACCAUCCCAGAUGACGACAGACUCACCGUCCCUCUGCCAGCCGGAGCCAGGUUUGUGGUUCUUCCUCAGCCAGUGUGUUUGGAGAGAGGUGUGACAUACUCCCUCCGCUUGGAGUUCACACGUUAUCAAGAUGCUAACAGCAUCCUCAAUGGAGCAGACUACGCUGUCAUCCUCAUAGACUCUAUUGUGCUGAUGCCGCGUCACUCCUCCAUGGAGAUGUUCAACACUGGGGAUCUUGCCUCAAACGUCAGGAAGCAGACSUUUGAGCGGUACCGGUGCCACGAGGGAGCAAGGAGUGUGAUCCGCCCACAGAUCAGUGAUACCUGUGCUAAACUCAUCAGCAGCAUGUCAGCCGUUAUUAAUGAUGGAGCCCUGGCUUGCAACUGUGACCCUCAGGGGUCCAUCAGCUCCCUUUGUGAUCCCCGUGGGGGCCAGUGUCGCUGCAGGUCCAACAUCAUUGGUCGGCGCUGUGACAAGUGUGCACCGGGAACCUAUGGCUUCGGACCCUCAGGCUGCAUACCAUGCGAGUGCAGCUCAGAGGGGUCGGUGACUCGACUAUGUGACAAGUACACCGGGCAGUGCCAGUGCCGUCCAGGGGCGUUUGGUCAGAGGUGCGACGGGUGUCAGGCGGGUCACUGGGGCUUUCCCAGCUGCCGACCCUGCCACUGUAACGGACAUGCCAACCACUGUGACCAGAGAAGCGGAGUCUGCAUCAACUGCAGGGACAACACAGGAGGGGACAGUUGUGACAGGUGUGCCAAUGGUUAUUAUGGGAACCCAGUUUUGGGUAUAUCAUCUGGUGGUCAGUGUCGCCCAUGCCCAUGUCCAGAUGGACCCCACAGUGGACGCCACUUUGCCACAUCUUGUUACCAAGACRACCGCAAUCGACAAAUUAUCUGCAACUGUAACCAAGGUUACACAGGGAUUGUUAAACGCUCCGGGGUGACCGUUUUUAAGCGCGCCCGGUGUGAAGAAUGCGCCCCAGGUUACUACGGCAACCCCUCUCAGCCGGGAGGGCGCUGCCAGCCAUGCCAGUGCAACAAUAACAUAGACAUGUCAGACAUGGAUGCAUGCGACAGGCGAACUGGGGAGUGCAGGAAAUGCCUUUACAACACAGAGGGCUCCAACUGUGGCAUCUGCAGGAGCGGAUACUUUGGAGAUGCGUCCCGACGCAACUGCAGGAAGUGCAUAUGCAACUUUUUGGGCACGGAGCGCAGCCAGUGCAUGGAGCGUGAAGACUGUGUGUGCCAGCGUGCCACUGGCCAGUGUCAGUGUCUGGCAAAUGUCGUAGGUCUGGCGUGCGACCACUGCGCCCCCAACCACUGGAACCUGGCCAGUGGGAACGGCUGUGAAGCAUGCAACUGUGAUCCCAACAACUCUGUCACAUCCUCCUGCAAUGAAUUUACAGGGCAGUGUCAAUGCCGAGAAGGGUUUGGAGGAAAGACCUGCACAGAAUGUGAGGAGAAUUUCUGGGGAGACCCCCGGACUCUGUGCAGAGCGUGCGACUGUGACUGGCGAGGGAUUGAGACGUCUCAGUGUAACCGCGCGUCCGGACACUGCGCCUGCCAACAGGGGGUGUCGGGCGUUCGCUGCGACCAGUGUGCCAGAGGCUUUGCCGGCCAGUUUCCCAACUGCCAGCCAUGUCACCAGUGCUUCGGGGACUGGGAUCGGAUAGUGCAGGACCUGGCAGUGCGCACCAAGACUCUUGCAGAGCGGGCCAAUGAGAUUCAAAGCACUGGGCUUAUUGGACCUUAUGAGAAAACCUUCAAAGACCUGGAGGCGAAGCUGGCUCAAGCUCAGGCCAUCGUCAACGCAAGAAAUGCCACGACUGCAGCUGUGGCUACUCUGAUGGCUCUUAUUGAGGAUCUCAGGGCACAAAUUGGUGAGACAACCGAAGCCCUAAACCAUGUGGAGGGAGAUUUAACAAUCAUCCAGGACCGAAACUCUGACGCAAGCAAGGAGCUGAAUACUCUGGAGCGGGAGGCUCGAGAACUGAACCUCACAUCGGAGCAGCUGAAUCAUCAACUGGAUAUCCUGAAAAACUCAAAUUUCUUAGGAGCGUAUGACAGCAUCCGUAGCUCCUACAACAUGUCUCGAGACGCUGAGCGACGGGCCAACCAGUCAACCACCACCAAGCCUAGCACGGUCAGUCAAUCGGCAGACACUCGUCGCCGCACCGAGCGCCUGAUUGCCGGGAAGAAGGAUGACUUCAACCGGAAGAAUGCAGCAAACAAGCGGGCUCUGGGAGAGCUGAAGGCCCGAGCCCAGGGUCUGGACAUGAAAACCCUCAAUGAGAAGAUCUGUGGUUCUCUGGAUGAUGUUCCCUGCACGGAGAACCCCUGCGGAGGAGCUGGCUGCCGUGACGACGAAGGGAACCGUCAUUGUGGAGGCCUGAACUGCAACGGAGCCGUGGCUGCAGCUGACAAUGCUUUGGAGAGAGCCAAACAUGCAGAGAAGGAGCUGAACAAAGCCAUGGGGGAGAUGCAGGAACUCUUCACCAAGGUAAAAGAAGCUAAGGCCAAGGCAGAGGAGGCUAAGGGUAAAGCCCAAGCUGCUCUGGAUAAAGCCAAGGCCACAAAGAACAAAGUGGAGCGCUCCAACAACAACCUCAGAGACCUGAUCAAACAGAUCAGGGACUUCCUCACUCAGGAGGGAGCCGAUCCAGACAGCAUCGAGGCGGUGGCGAACCAUGUGCUGCAGCUCUCCAUCCCCGCCUCACCGCUACAGAUCAGACAACUCGCCGACGAGAUCAAGGACCGCGUCCGCAGCCUGUCCAACGUGGACGCCAUCCUGCAGCAGACGCAGGAUGACGUUCAAAAGGCAGAGAAACUGCUGCUUGACGCCAAGAGGGCAAGGCAUCGUGCUGAGGGGUUGAAAAGCACAGCGGAGACGGUAAAGCAGGCCUUGGUGGAUGCAAAGACAGCCCAGACGUCAGCUGAGAAAGCCAUAGCGAGUGCCAGGGCAGACAUCAGAGACACUGAGAAUCGACUGGCUGAGAUUGAGACAGAAACCUCCAACAGUGAGAAGAACCUGGAUGAUGCAAUGGGUCGCCUCGGUACACUUGAACAGGAGAUCAAUGUGCUGAAGACCAAGCGAGCCAACAACAGCAUGGCAGCAGCCCGAGCUGAAGAGACGGCCACCAUGGCCCGGGACAAGGCAAACGAAGCCAAGCAGAUCCUAGACGGCCAGCUGACAGACAAAUUCAAUGAGGUGCAACAACGAGUGGACACAAAGGCCAAGGCCGUGCGGGACGCCAAGAAGAAGGCAGAGAGUCUCCGAGAGGAAGCCAAAGAGCUCCUCAACGAUGCUCAAAAUAAGCUACAGAAACUAGCAGAGCUGGAGAAAAACUAUGAGGAGAACCAGAGGAAGCUGGAGGGGAGAGUCCGGCAGCUGGACGGUUUGGAGGACAAGAUGAGGAGCAUCCUCAACGACAUUAACAAACAGAUCCAGAUCUACAACACGUGCCAGUAAUCGAGGCCCUCCAAAACCGCAAGGAAAGACGUCCACUACUGUUAUUUUACGUUAGAUAUAUUGAAACAUGGAGACAUGGUGCUAGGCUUUCAAGGGAAAAUAAAUCUCUCUGCAAGCCAGUGUCCUUGUGGUGAACCCAGUUAGUGUUUUUCAUUCAAAUGGAAAUAGCUAAUUCUUACAUUUAAAAAAACAUAGUAACAGCAAAGGAUGUUAAAGUUUGUCAAUGAGCACAUAUUUUACUCACAUUUAGUUUGUGGUUAUUACUGUUGCUUUGAAUUUGGAACACAACUUUGAAUGUUUGCAUUUAAGUUUUCAAAACCAAUAUGUAUUAUUCCAGAGUUCACUAUAGAACUAAGAGUGGUAUCUUUGAAUCACCAUAACAACAAUUUGGCUGUAAACAGCUACGAUACUGUUUACAUGCUUCUGUUCCAUAGGUGCAUUACAUCAUAAAAUCCAUUGAAAUGGCUAAAAAAAAUUAAUAAAAAUAAGGUCACCUCCUCCAGUACGCUAAAAACAGUUUGACAUUGGGACUUCCAAUCAAUCAAUUCAAUCAAUCAAAUUUUAUUUGUAUAGCACAUUUCAGCAGCAAGGCAUUUCUAGGUGCUUUACAUAAUUAAAGAAAAAAUAAAUAAAAACAGCAUGUGACAUUGAAUAAACCGUAAGAAAGAGAAUUAAAAAAAAAGGAUAAUGAUCUAAGAUAUUUGGCCAAACCAACAAAUACAGAAGUGAAGCACCAGAUCCAAAAUCCAUUUUCCAUAAACAUCCAAGGCCACAAUCCUCCAGAAAUCAUGUGGGCUAUUUACGAGAGAAUGGGUACCCAUAAUUGUGCCACUUUUCAAAGAUUUUUUUUUCCCACAUGGCAUUAUUUUCUCACGAAAUAAUUGUACUGGAAGUAGAAGUUAAAUUUGUAAUACAGUUUUUCCAGUGUGAGGUUGAGCUGAAGUUGGAAGUGUAUUCUGUAGCUGAGCUCAGCACCAUGUUCUGAGCUCAGCUAUGGAACAUGGUGCUACAGAAAAUAAGAUUUUAUUUUCAUCAUGAUUAAAUUUCAAAUAAUGCAAAAACAUUCUGCACAACACACUACUUUUGAGAUGAAUAGGUGGAAUUAUUCACUGGUGACAGUGAACCUAAAAAAACAACAGUGCAGUCUAGUGGUGGCCAUUUAUAUAAGACAUUGCUGGCAACACACUAUGGCAAUUUGAAUAGCUUUCCAGUACUUCAACAGGAUAAAAACUCACAGGAUAAAUUUAAACGAAAACAGAUUUAAAACAACAAAUAUUCAAUUCCAUUCAUUUCAGAAAUACUUUAUUAAUCCCAAAGGGAAAUUAAAUGUUGUUGUAACUCAUUAAUUUAGAAUCCUCUCAUUAAUUUAGAUUCUUCUAAGAGUUAUUAAAGAUGGUGAUGGCUGUUGGCAGGAAAGAUCUUCUGCAACAGUUGUACUGCACUGAAUCUGAAGAAUUCAUAUAGACGGCUUCACUGUUGUCUCCAUUUCAGUCUUUUGUCAAGGCGAACACCAAGGUAUUUAUAUUCUUGAACCGCCUUCACUUCUACUCCCAUGAUAGAAAUAGGGUUUGACCUGAUCCUGUUCUUCCUGAAAUCAACAAUAAUUUCCUUUGUUUUGUUCGCAUGUAAGAUGAGAUGAUUGUUCCCACACCAUGCCACAAAGUGGCCCUCCAGAUCUCUGUACUCUGCCUCUUGUCCAUCUCUGAUACACACAACAACUGCUGAGUCAUCUGAGUAUUUCUGUAGACGACAGGACUCAGACAUGUGCUGGAAGUCUGAAGUGUACAGAGUGAAAAAUAUGGCCAACAGGCUGCAGAGUGGAGUAGUUGGUAGCACUGGUGCCUUGCACCGAAAAGUCCUGGGUUCAAAUCCCAGCCUGGUGUCUUUUUGCACAAUCUGCCUGUUCAUUCGUAGGUUCUCUCCGGCUUCCUCCCACUCUGCAAAAACAUGACUGUUGGGUUAUUUGGUCUCUAUAUAUUGUCCKURKGUGUGWGUGUGUGUGUGUGUGUGUGUGUGUGUGUGUGUGUGUGUGUGUGUGUGKRUGGUYGUUUGUCUUAUGUGUUUCUGUGUUUUCCUGCGAUGGACAGGUGACUUGUUCAGGGUGGACUCGCCUAUCGCUAAGCAAGCCUCCAAAAAUAAGUGGUAUAGACAAUGAAUGGAUGGAUGGAAUAUGGUCAACAUCAACCUGACAUUGUUUAAAAAUGUUUGCAAAUGUAACAUUAGAUAUUACAUUUACAGAGUAUAAUGGAGUAUGUGACCCUUAAGCAUAAAGGUUGAAGCUGUUUUUAAAAUAGACUAAUAAAAAAAGAAAGCCAACCCCAUUAGGCACUGCUGAGAUACUGUAUUUUGUGACGGAACAAGCUAGACCUGCAGUUACUGAUCUUUGAUGCUGAAGUGAAGAAGUGAAAUACUGGUUUUAAUAGUGCCUUAUGCUGUCAGUAUUGUGGACAAUUGGCAUUGUGCAUGUGAGUUUGAGUUUUGCAAAAUGUGACUAGUGCAAAAAUCUUUUUUUAUUAUUUUUAUUUUUUACAUAUUUCAGUAUCAAUGACUGGUCAUUGGCAAUGGAAACACCAAAGGUACCUUGUUAAGUUUUACAGUUUUCUGAAUAAAGAUGAAUAUAAAGUCA
Molecule: messenger RNA, 8194 nt
Organism: Poecilia reticulata (guppy)
Lineage: Eukaryota; Metazoa; Chordata; Actinopteri; Cyprinodontiformes; Poeciliidae
Gene: lamb2
Product: laminin, beta 2 (laminin S)
Biological process (GO): animal organ morphogenesis; tissue development
Source: RefSeq, a predicted model, not a curated record